This is a messenger RNA of Dreissena polymorpha, 3689 nucleotides long. RefSeq names its product A disintegrin and metalloproteinase with thrombospondin motifs adt-1-like. Bases 731 to 2353 code for a protein of 540 amino acids. NCBI's taxonomy places the organism in Eukaryota, Metazoa, Mollusca, Bivalvia, Myida, Dreissenidae. The transcript is spliced from 12 exons. The record is from RefSeq and is a predicted model, not a curated record.
AUUAUAACCCCUACACAUAAAUACACGCUCUGUAAUUGUUUGCUCAAUAGAUGUAACGUUUUUCGCAUUAGAUUCGAUUACAAUUAUUAAAAGUCAUAUAUAUAUAUGCUCUCAAAUAUGCAUUUUACAAACGCAAAAAACAAUGGUAAAUUUUGGAAAGUUCUGUUAUUAUCGUUAUAUAUUUGACCAUGUAAGGAUUUCUUGUAAACAAUAUAAAAUACGUUCUGUAACGUUUCAUUAAGAAUAGCCGAGUGGUUUAAGCGCUAGUCUUUUACUCCAAGGGUGAGUGGUGCGAGCGCAGGUGUUGAUUUCAUUCUAAAUUCAACUGUAUUUUUGUUUUAUACUGCAAAUCUUUAAAAUCUAUGUUUAACUACAAACUUAAAAACAUCUCAAAAUCUGUGAAAAGGUCCCUUUAACCGGUUGUCAUGGUUGCAUAUACAAAAUAUGUAGACACAAGCGUUCAUGAUUGUUCAAGCCAUGGAUAUUGUAAAUAGUUUCUGAUGUACAUGUAUUAAUCAAUUUGCAUCAAAGAGCUUGAAAUGAACGGUCAAUUAAAUUCCCGUAUUGUCAAUGCAAAUACGGAAUAAUUAAUGUCUUUAAAUUAUAACAUUUCAUAUAAGCAUCACUAUAUUGCGGCAAAUGAUUUUUUUGUGUGCUCUGCCUGCUUGCACAAACUAUCGCGUUGCAAACCACAGCUGAUGGCCACUGGUCAAACUGGACCUCAUGGACUAUGUGCACGCUAACCUGUGGCGGCGGGCAACAGUAUCGAGAGAGGCAGUGUACUUACCCCGACCACACCUUACAUGGACAAUACUGCCCGGGGCCUAAAAAUCAAACGCAGGAGUGCAAUUCCCGGAACUGUCCAGUGGACGGCAUUUGGACCCAGUGGUCCGCUUAUUCCAAAUGUUCUGUUUCUUGCGCAAGUGGUUUCCAAACCAGGGCAAGACAGUGUCAGUUCGAUCCAAGGUAUGACAGAGGCAAUAGCUGUCCAGGAAAUGAUACAUCUACUCAGUUAUGUGACAAUGGACAUUGUCCUGUUGACGGUGUGUUCGAAAACUGGAGCACGUGGAACGCUUGUCCGGUCACGUGCGGAGGAGGAAUACAAGAUCGCAUGCGCGUCUGUCACUUUCCACCUAACGUUCCCCAUGGUUUGGCCUGUUUGGGAAUCUCACACGAGAACCAGACAUGUGGAAAUUCAGAUUGCCCAGUCGAUGGAGUAUUAACGGAAUGGUCACAGUGGGCCGACUGCACCCUAACCUGCGGAGGCGGCUAUAUGAUUAGGAAUAGGACAUGCUACUUUCCACCCUACAUACCACACGGCCAUGACUGCGUUGGAAACCUUAAUUUUGCCAAAGCAUGCGCCUCUCAUGCAUGUCCAGUGGACGGUGUUUGGAACGAUUGGGCUUCAUGGGCCACGUGUUCUUUGACCUGCGGAGGAGGGUCACAGCAGAGGACGAGGAGGUGUCACUAUGACAGUCCUCAUCACGGGACCCCAUGCGCCGGACCAGAUACUGAGACGAGGGAUUGUAGCACCGAUCACUGCCCAAUUGAUGGUCAUUGGAAAACUUGGAACUCAUGGACCUCAUGUUCGGUUACCUGUAGCAACGGAACAAAGUCUCGUGCUAGAGAAUGCUAUUUUGUGCCUGAUGAGCCCAAGGGCAACAACUGCUCUGGAAGCGCCAACGAGACUUUUGAUUGCAAUCUUGGGUUAUGUCCAGUUGAUGGUCACUGGUCAGACUGGACACCGUGGUCGUCUUGUAGCGUUACAUGUGCCACUGGCAACAUCACGCGAUCUCGCACCUGUUCCAAUCCGGCUCCAGCUAAUGGCGGACACCAGUGUUAUGGACUAGGUGAAGAAUGGGAUGCAUGCAAUUUACCUAAAUGCCCAAUGUGGUCGUCCUGGUUCAGUGGAACAUGCUCAGUGACAUGCGGACAAGGCAACCAGGCACGUGUACGACAUUGUAGUACCGGAAAUUCAGCUGACUGUAAUGGACCGGCGUUCGAAAACGCCACGUGUCAUGCCUCGCCAUGUGCUGUCGACGGACAUUGGUCCGAAUGGUCCACGUGGUCCAAUUGUGACGUAACGUGUGCAAGUGGACAUACACACCGAACAAGGAACUGUUCAAAUCCCAAACCACUAUACGGGGGAUCCGACUGUCAAGGGGAUACUGUGGAUUCAAAAUCGUGCACUAUGCAGAACUGUCCAACCUGGUCCCAGUGGUUUUCGGGCGAGUGUUCGGUCACCUGUGGGGACGGAUCCGCGAGCCUCCUGCGGAUGUGUUCUACCGGAAAGGACUCAGACUGCUCAGGAACGCCGUUCGACAGUGUAGCCUGUCACAAACCUGCUUGUUGAAUGUUCCGUUCGAUACAUUUGAAAUACACCGCCUAGGUCUGAAAACCGUUUAGUUAUGCCUAUCAGCAAACACCUUAGUUUGGUAUUGAGAUACAUUCCGAAUUCCUUCAAAUGUUAUGUUGUGCCUUCAAUAAACGUGCGUGUUUCAUGAAUGCCGCCAUACAUAUACAAUCAUAAGUUUUGCCAAACGCGGACAAAUCCAGCCAUUUUCUGUUGCAAUGAUUGAUUAUUUUGUGUGAUAAAGUAAAUCACUUGGACAAAGUAUAUGUAAUAAGAUUUCAAUCGUAAGUUUAAAAUGAAUACAUAUCAUAUAUAAUCACUUUAAUUAAACUGGUAAGUGUCGAUGAUUUCCCGUUUGCUAAAAGUGGAAUCGAUUUAAAUCCAUCAUUUAAAUACUAGUUAACUAUAAGUUCAAUAGUUAGUUUUUAAACUUAAUCUAAAGAAUAAUAUGGAGAACGUUUUUCACACAUUAUAAAUAUAAAUUAUAACAUGUAGCUGGGGAAGGUUGAUUCCACAACAAGUGUUAUAUAUUUCGGCUGAGUUGAAUAACGAUCGAUAAUACAUUUAUUUUAACAAAACUAAUAAAACUAAUAAGCAAAGUAUACCUUAGUAUACAUUUAUUUUAAAUUUUCUCAUUAUCCAAUAUACCUAUCUUACUGUCCUUUUACUGGAAAGAUGAAGUUGCAAACGUGUGUAAAAGCAAUAUCGAUAUACGUUUCAACAAUUAUAAGGAUAAUUGACCACACAAGCCAACUUGCUUAUCCACGAACGGCCCACUGGCUGUAAACAAACGGCCAAAUGGCGUUCAACAAACGGCCAAGUGGCGUUCAACAAAUGGUCAACUGGCGUUCAACAAACGGUCAACUGGCGUUCAACAAACGGUCAACUGGCAUUCAACAAACGGCCAACUGGCGUUCAACAAACGGCCAACUGGCGUUCAACAAACGGCCUUCUGGCGUUCAACAAACGGUCAACAGGCGUUCAACAAACGGCCAACUGGCUUAAACAAACGGUCAACUGGCGUUCAAUAAACGGCAAACUGGCGUUCAACAAACGACCAAAUGGCGUUCAACAAACCGCCAAAUGGCGUUUAACAAACGGUCAACUGGCGUUUAACAAACGGCGAACUGGCGAUCAACAAACGGCCAACUGGCGUUCAACAAACGGUCAACUAGCGUUCAACAAACGGUCAACUUACAACAUAAGCCACCUGACAUUUACACAAGUCAAACUGAGUUUCAAACAAGAAAAGUAUUUAGCGUAUAUUCUUACUUUGAAAUAAAGGUAGAACAUUUACUUUUCUAUGUAAUGAAAUUAAAACACAAACGUUUAAGUA